Molecule: messenger RNA, 1023 nt
Organism: Cavenderia fasciculata
Lineage: Eukaryota; Evosea; Eumycetozoa; Acytosteliales; Cavenderiaceae
Product: microtubule interacting and transport domain-containing protein
Exons: 4
Coding region: 1-1023 (340 amino acids)
Source: RefSeq, a predicted model, not a curated record
AUGGGAGACGCAUCAAACUUACUUAGACAAUCAUAUCAAUUGGUUCAACAAGCAACAUUGAACGAUCGAAAUGGCAAUUAUCAAGAAGCUCUAAGACUUUAUCUAACAGGUUUAGAAGGUUUUGUUUCUGCUUUAAAAAUUGAAAAGAAUGAAAAGAUUAGAGGACCUUUGAAACUUAAAAUGAAUGAAUAUAUGGAUAGAUGUGAACAACUUAAAAUGUUGAUUGCAAAUAAGAAAGGUGGUACUAUUGGUGAAUCUUGUAAUAAUGGGUGUAUAUCAACUGCUGCUGGUGGCGGUGGUGGAGGAUUAUCUUUACCAAGUGUACCAAUCAAUUCACCAUUUCCACCAAUCAAUAAUAAUGAUGCAAGUUUAAUAUUACCAAGUGUACCAACAUCUUUACCAGGUGAUAAAAUAUCUCCUAUUAAACCCUCUGCUCCUUUUAUAGAAACACCAUAUUUUCCAAAUGCACCUCAAUUACCUAUACCUCCUACUACUUCUUCACCAACGAUGGUAAAACAACCAAAUAAUAAUAAGAUUCACAUGGAAUCAAUAACAAUUCAAUAUGGACAAACAAAUUGUUCAUAUGAUACAUUAUUUGGUAGAUAUUUAGUUGGUGGAACAAGAUUUAUUAUUCAAGAUCCAUAUAUUAGAGCACGUCAUCAAUGUGAUAAUUUUGUCAGACUAUGUGAAUUAAUUCUAAAGAGAAAUCAAAAUCAUCAAGGAAAACCAAUUCAAAUUAAAUUAAUUACUUCAUUGGAAUCUUCUCAACAUGAACAAGAAGUUAUUUCAAAUUUUAAAUCUUUAAAGGAAAGUUUGAUAAAUCAUAAUAUAUUUUUUGAAUAUAAUUUUUCAAAUACAAUUCAUGAUAGAUCGAUUGAUAUUGUGAAUAAUGGAAUUACAAUUAAAUUGGGUAGAGGUUUGGAUAUCUAUCAAAAACCUCUAACAAAGUUUUGUAUAGGUAAUCAUGAUUUGGAUUUUAAAAGUUGUUUGGAAACUACUAUAGAUAUUUUUAAAUCUCAAUAA